CAAGGUAUCGGGUACUAGAAAGAAAAGAUGUGUAUAACGAGUAAGGUACAUUUUACGACGUAAUGUAACAUUUUGGAUUAAUAGUUCCUGGAAUAUUUGUCUUGACCUUUUCUCGCGAUUUGGUUCAAUGUAAUUGUCAAAUUAUAGUAUGCGAGUGAAGAAAAAGUAUGCAAAACCCAGAGAGUAAGAGGAAAAGGCAUUCGAUAGAGGAGGAAAAAGAAGAUACGCCAAAGAUCAAAAAACCUAAAGAAGACAGAUCAAAAGAUUUGCUUACAAAGACAACUGAAAGAGAAGAAGAUUGGGAAUUAUGGGGACCAUAUUUAUCUGAGCGUCAGUGGGGUACUGUCAGGGAGGAUUAUAGUUCAGACACUGAUAGUUGGAACUAUGUAACGUAUGACAAAGCUAUAGGAUAUAGCUAUAAGUGGGGAGAAGAUGGUUUAUUAGGAUGGUGUGAUAGACAAGCUAGAAUGUGUACUGCUCUUGCUGUAUGGAAUGGUAAAGAUAAUAUUUUAAAGGAAAGAUUAUUUGGUUUAUCAGGUCCACAGGGUAACCAUGGUGAAGAUGUAAAAGAGUUAUAUUAUUAUAUAGAUAGUUUACCAGAUCAUAAAUAUAAUACAGCUGUAUAUAAAUAUUCACAAUCACCAUAUCCUUAUAAACAAAUACUAGAUAGUAAUAAACAACUAACCAAGUCUACUACAGAACUAGAACUACUCGAUACAGGUAUAUUUAAUGAUGGAUAUUGGGAUAUAAAUAUAGAAUAUAUUAAAGCUACACCUACCACAAUAUAUUGUAAAUGUACUGUAACAAAUCAUGGUAAAAAUACAGACACUUUAUACGUUCUACCUCAAGUAUGGUUCAGAAAUACUUGGAGUACAAGAACGGGAAGAAAUCCAGAACUUAAACCAAAACUUGAAAAACAAACAGACAACAGUGUAUCUGCUGAAUACAUGUUAGGUAAAUAUAUAGUAGAGUUUUUACCUGUAGAGAAGAAAGAUGUAGAUAUCAUAUUUACUGAUAAUCAUACAUCACCUUUAUAUACACCAGAUACUUCACAAACAGACAUAGAUUCAGAUGUUAGCAAGUUUUCUAAAGAUGCUUUUCAUCAAUAUAUUAUUCAUGGAAGAAAGAAUGCAGUAUACCCUAGUCAGUGUGGAACAAAAUGUGCUGCCAUUCACAAAAUAAAACUAACAGCUGGUGGGAGUCAAAUGAUAUACUGGACCAUAAAAGCUAUCAAUGAUAGACCAGAUCAGAAUAUUUCAUCAAUUUCAAGAAUAGAAGACGUUCUUGCAAAAAGAAAGUUAGACGCUGAUGAAUUUUAUUCAAAGAUUUUACCAGAAGAAUGGAGUAAAGAAGAAAAGAGAAUAUGUAGACUAGCUAUGGCUGGAUUAUUAUGGUCUAAACAGUUUUAUUAUUACCAUGUACAAACACAUCAACAUGAAGUUGAAAAAGUUAAUUCAACAUAUAAUGAUGUAAAGUUAUGGAAUAAACAUUGGAAACAUUUAAAGAACCAUGAUAUAAUAUCUGUACCAGAUAAAUGGGAAUUUCCGUGGUAUGCACCGUGGGAUUUAGCUUUCCAUAUGAUUACAUUCUCCAGACUUGAUACACAUUUUAGUAAAAAACAGAUGCUGUUGUUUUUAUCUGAUAGAUAUAUGAAACCUAAUGGCCAGUUACCUGGCUGUGAAUAUGAUAUGGAUGCUACCAAUCCUCCACUUCAUGCCUGGGCUUGUUUUAAAAUUUAUAUGAUGGAUAAAGCACAAGACAAGAUGUUUCUACAAGACUGUUUUCAAGGUCUACUGAAGAAUUAUAACUGGUGGCAUAAUUCAUUAGACCCUGAUAAAUGUCAUCUAUAUGGUGGUGGAUUUCUAGGGUUGGAUAAUAUCAGUGUAAUUGAUAGAACAGCCAGUAAUUUACCACCAAAUUGCAAGCUGUUACAGAGUGAUGCUACAGGUUGGAUGGGGUUUUAUUGUUUAACUAUGAUGGAGAUAGCUCUAGAAUUAUCUUCUAUAGAUCAGACAUAUUUAAAUAAAGUAGAAAUCUUUUUAGAUCUGUUUUUAAUAAUUGCUAAUCAGAUAAACCAAUCAGUAACUUCAACAGGAUUAUGGGAUGAGGAAGACAAAUUUUUCUAUGAUGUCCUGAUAUCUGGUAAAGAUCGCAAACCGUUAAAGAUAAGAUCUUUAGUUGGUAUUGUUCCAUUAUUUGCCUGUAGAGUGAUCCAUCUUGACACACCAUCAUCCAGCCUUUCUACAAAACUUAAUUCAACCAGGAGAUUUAUAAAACCAUUAAAUAAUAAUAGAUAUCUGAUAUCACUAGUAGAGGAAGUUAGAUUAAAGGAAAUAUUUAAUACAGUAUUUAAUACACAGGAGUUUUUAUCACCAUAUGGUAUUAGAUCAUUAUCAAAGGUAUAUGAGAUUCCCUAUGUAACAGAGAUAGAUAAAAAGAAAAUGUCGUUAUCAUAUUGUCCUGGAGAAUCAGAUAGUAAUAUGUUUGGUGGUAACAGUAAUUGGAGAGGACCUGUAUGGUUACCAAUGAAUUAUAUAUUUAUGGAUAGUUUGAGUAUAUAUAAUACAGCAUAUAGUGAUAUGAAACUACCCUAUCCAUCAAACAGUAAUAAUACAUUAGAUUUAACCAGUAUUAUACAUGAUAUCAGUAGUAGAAUUAUUUCUAUAUUUUUACCUGAUAAACAUGGUAUUAGACCUCUACAUGGAAAUAUUAAAGAAUAUAAUAAAGAUGGUAAAUGGGAAGAUUUGGUAUUAUUUUAUGAAUACUUUAAUGCUGAAACUGGUAAAGGCUGUGGUGCCAGUCAUCAAACUGGAUGGACAUCACUUAUUGUAGAAUUCAUACAUCUAUUCUAUAAAACCAGCUGAUGAAUAAUUGAUAUAGCUAUAUUAUCUAACUUAUUCUUUACAUCUUUAAUAUAUAUAUAUACUAAUUAUCCUGGCCCGAAGAUCGUUUCUGGAGCACAUUUCAUAAACCGUUAUGUGCUUUGGGUUGAUUGGGGAUUUUUCCGUUGAAUAAUUUUUGUGUUACCCACUCUUACAUAAUUAUUAUACGGUGCAUAUCUUAUUGAAUUAUUGAAAGUUAAAGCUAUCUAACAACAUGUACACUACUAGUAUUUGGUUGUUGAACACCAAUAACACAGAGAUUGUCUAUAACUGUACCUUGAAAAACAUGUCCAAGGGCACAGGAUGUAGAUGUUUACGUAUGUUUUAGAUGAAAUUUAUAGAUUUUAAGAGACUUUUACAGAGUGCUAUAGUUAUCACUUUUUUAUGUCUGUUGAAAAUACAAGUUAAUAAACUAUACACAAUUA
Messenger RNA from Patella vulgata (common limpet), 3307 nucleotides. RefSeq lists its product as uncharacterized. Gene Ontology annotation, biological process: oligosaccharide metabolic process; protein N-linked glycosylation. Gene Ontology annotation, molecular function: Glc3Man9GlcNAc2 oligosaccharide glucosidase activity. Lineage: Eukaryota; Metazoa; Mollusca; Gastropoda; Patellidae. The transcript is spliced from 20 exons. The coding region runs from base 168 to 2864 and encodes 898 amino acids. Gene Ontology annotation, cellular component: endoplasmic reticulum membrane. The record is from RefSeq and is a predicted model, not a curated record.